AUGUGUGUCGUGUCUGACAGACAUGAAAGCAUAAUACACGCAGUUUCUAAGGUGUAUCCUAUUGUUCCUCAUUUGGCUUGUAUAUGGAAUUUGUGGAAAAAUGUGACAAAGCAAUACACAACAAACAGUGAGGUGUUGAGUCCUAUAUUUUAUUCACUAGCGAAGGCAUACAGCCAGGAUGAGUUCGAUAAAUUGAUGGAGAAGACUGGGAAUGUUGAUAUUCGGGUAAAACGAUACCUAGAAGAUGCUGGAAGAGAUAAAUGGUCUAGGCUUUAUUCACCUGUUAACAGAGGAUGGACAAUGACUUCGAAUAUAGCCGAAUGUAUUAAUGGAAAACUGUAUGGUAAAACUGCUCAGGUAAUGCUUGUUUAUUGGUUAAAUGGUUCUCAGGUUGAAGCGUCAACUGAAUAUGUUUACACAGUGAAUGAUGGUCCGAGGCGUUUCAUAAUAGAUUUGAAGAAGAAAACUUGCAGCUGCAGGAUGUUCCAACUGGACGAGAUACCGUGUUCUCAUGCAUGGGCAGUGUUGAAGAAUAAAAAUUUGAUUGCUGAUGCAUAUUGUUCGGAUUUAUUCAAGCCGGAAACAGUUGUGAACACAUAUGAUAUGCCAGUUGAUCCUCUUCCCGACGAGACCGAGUGGAAUGUUCCUAAAAGUAUAUCAGAUGAAGUUGUUAUGCCACCGAUCUAUAAGAGACCCCCUGGGAGGCCAAAAAAGAAGAGGGACAAGCCAUUACAGGAGUUGAUGAUUGGUAAACGAAGGAAUUCCUGUGGUAAAUGUGGAGGUCUUGGUCAUAACAGGCGUUCGUGUGAUAAUCCGACGCUCAAUAAGAAGAAUAAAUAA
This is a messenger RNA of Lycium barbarum (goji berry), 840 nucleotides long. RefSeq lists its product as uncharacterized. Lineage: Eukaryota; Viridiplantae; Streptophyta; Magnoliopsida; Solanales; Solanaceae. The transcript has 2 exons. Bases 1 to 840 code for a protein of 279 amino acids. The record is from RefSeq and is a predicted model, not a curated record. Gene Ontology annotation, molecular function: zinc ion binding.